UCUGUGACGAUUUGUGGUGUGGGAAGAAAUCGGUGUUGUUCCGGCUCCCUUGUUUUUUUACUCUUUCUAACUUAUUUAAUUAAAUUUAGCCAUUUCUGGCGUUUCUACUAAGUUAUGUAAUUAACAACAGUGGAAUCUUAAAAGAUAAUCUACUCUAAUAGUACUUUUUCUUCAUAGUACAAUAGAAAUAUGAUAUUUCUCGAACGACCCAUUCCGAAGGAUUUAUAGUUAAAUAUUGAAAGAAAUGGACGGUUCAUACGACGAGAAUCUAUCAGAAAACCCAUUCUAUGCAGAGUUCAAGAACGAGUAUGGAAAUUUGUUUCAACACUGCAUUUCACAGUCAUGGAUCAUCUGCGUCCCCCGCGUGGGCUGCUCCAGCUCGCGCGUCUACACGGUGGAGGACUUCUGUGCCCACAUCCUUGUCCCAAGCGAUGAACUGCCUGAGACACACUACAACACCCUCACAGAGAAACAAGUGACAGUCGUCAAUAAAGUCAUUACCGUAGAGGUCACCAAGGGCCUUCCGCUGCAAAGCCACAUUCUCUUUGAAGAAACUUUCUACACUGAAGACUUCAUGAAAUACAAGGUAUGGUGCAUAGAGACUCCACUAGAGCCAUCAACUGCUACAGGCAGCUCAAUAGCUACUGAUUACAUCUCAUCCAUCAAUGAUUGCAUAGAUCUGCUCUGGACACAGGCGGCUGGCCGACAAGUCUUAGACCAAAUAGAGCACAGUGUCAAAGAGUUUCUGAAGAAAAAUCCUUCACUCCCACAGUCAGUUGGGCUUCUGCGUGAUGCUGUGAGUGAGCUGUACACACAGUGUCUACAAAUAGCUCUGCAAAACCGCCGGUUAAGAGAGAAAUCUAAAUCAUGUAAGCAAGUUCUUGACAAUAUUAAAAUAGCUGUUGAAUGCUAUAUGCAGCAUUUGCUGUUCAACUACAUUUUCAAACCAUUAUGUACCUGCUGUGCUUAUGAAGACUCACAUCUUAACAAAAAGAUUAGGAACUUGUCAGAUAUUCAACUGAGAGAUCUAGACAUCAGAAAGGACCUGUAUCAAACAAUACCACGGGCAAGACAGAUUCUCUCAAAGCUCAACUCAUAUACCACAGUCUUAGAAAAAGUACUAUGUCUAAAGCAGGCACUGAAUGCGAUCAACAAAGUUGAAAAAGGAGAAAAUAUCAUUCUUCUGACUGCGGAUGAUAUGUUGCCAGUGUUUGUCUUUCUUGUAAUCAAAUCAAACCUGCCUAAUUGGUUCACGCAGGUGACCUACAUGAAAGAAUUCAGGUUCAGUGGAACAACAAAGGGAGAUGGUGAUGAAUGUGCAUUCUUGAUCACCACACUAGAGGCUGUAGUACAACACAUACAGUCCGGGGCACUGGCAGGACCUCCUAACCCUGAAGCCUAUUACUAUGAGAGUGACCUUACUGAAGAAAAUCUUAAUGGAAACCAGAAGAGAAAGAAUAGCUUAACAGAAUCUCUGUCAACAUCAGACACCAAUAGCGGGGAAGAAACUCUUGAAUAUAUCUUUGAGUUGAUCAAAGCAUCUCACACUGAACAAGUAAGAACUAUCCUGGAGAGGAAUCAUAAACAUUUGAAUGGGAUUGAGCAGGGUGGAGACAAAAUGUUAAAAUUAGCCCUGGAAGGUUUAGAACUAUUUGAUGAUGAUGACAGUGAUGAGGAAGCCCAACCCAAACUCUGUCACCCAUUAUGUAACUGCAAGAGAUGCUGUAAGAAAAUCUCUAAGAAUCUCAUUAAAACUUCGCCCACAGUAACUUCUCGUGAUAACCACUGUCUGACUCCACUGCAUGUGGCUUCUAUUCAUGGCAAAGCGGCCAUUGUGGAGACCCUCAUUGACAUUGGGGCAGAAAUAGAUGCCAGUGACCUGAAUGAAUGUACUCCGUUGCAUUAUGCAGCAUCUAGGGGUCACCAGAAUGCCCUGUUACUGCUAGUGCAUUCUGGGGCAAAUAUAAAUCGUGUCAACAUUGAUAAGAAUACUCCACUGCAUAUGGCAGUAAAUAAUGGUCAUCUCAACUGUGUCAAAGCUCUCAUCUAUUUCGCUGAACACAGCAGAAAGGAUCUUAAGAUAAAUUGUGCUAAUGAUUCUGGAAAUACACCACUUCACCUGGCGUCCAAGUGGGGCUAUGAAGGAAUUGCUGAGUUGUUAAUAAAAAAUGGAGCUGAACCAUCCAUUCAAAACCGCUACAAUAAAACCCCUUUUGACUAUGCACACAACUUGAACAUACUUCAUAUACUAAAGUCAUGCACUCCCAACUUGUAUGAAUACAUUCAUAUAACGAGUUCUAACAUCAAGGCCUUGAAUUGCAAAUCAGACAAUCCGGUAGCGGCGAAGCUUCAAGUGGCAACAAACAAAACACAUGAUGUUCAGAAUGCGUCAAAAACAGUUGAAAACUUAAAAAGGAUUGAGAGAAUACUAAAAGCGAUAUCCUACGGAGACGUAAAGCUCGCCUGCUUUUACAUGAAUAUAAAUUACGUGGCAUAUGUUAGUGGAAGUAAUGAAGCAAACGGCUCGCCGUGUCACCCGCUGUGCGAAUGCUCAAGUUGCAGACAAAAAUCUGAGUCAUCGAUAUCAGAUUUUGAUGUGAACUUCUGUGAUUCUAAUGGCGUGACAGCACUACAGUUCGCAUCUCGAUAUGGACUAGAAGAACUGUGCCGUAUUUUGAUACUAAACAAAGCAGAUGUAAACUUGGCGGACAAAAAAGGCCAAACUGCAGUACACUUAUCAUCAAUAAAUAACAAGACGAUAGUGUUGCGCCUGUUAUUAGAUAAUGGCGGUAAUGUUAAUGCUAUUGAUAUGUCAGGUAACACACCAUUGCAUGAAGCGAGUCAGAUGGGAAACAUCGGCGCAGUUAAGAUAUUGUUGGCCUACAACCCCGACACAUCAAUUAUAAACACAUCUGGCAAGUCUGCUCUUGAUAUAGCUAAGGAAAAGGUUCACUUGACUAUUAUUGAUUUGAUAGAAAAAUAUAGUCAUCACGGAAACAAGGAGUUUUAGUUCAAAGUUAUUAGAAUUAGUUAUCCAAGUGCAAUUAUGUAUAAGUGCAAUAGACAUGUAAGUAGGUAUGUAUAACGUUUAUAUACAUAAGUAUAACAUUUUCUGUAGGUAUGUAGAUACCAACUGAUAAUGACAAUAUUGAUAAUUGAGUUCAAAAGAAGAUUGUAGAGGACUAGUUGAGUUGAAUUACACUACUAAAAACCGGUCUGACGGUGUGUAUUUUAGAAUUUCAGUUUACUUACAUAAUUAUGCAAAAUCUAUGCUGCAAUGAUUCACUCAUCGACCUCUAGGCAACUUUUUAUACUAUGUUUAAGUUAAUGUAGCCAGUAAUAGGAACUUAUGUAACCAACUCGUUUAUAUCUCGUUGCCUUAGUCGUCGGUAUUAUUAUUCUGUCUUUAUCUUGCCUAUCAUGUAAUGAAUAGAUGAACUGACAUUAAAGCUAAAUUCCAAAGCUACUCUACAUAUUAUGUAGACUAGUGUAGGUAUUGUGGUUGACUAGUAUGUGUGUCGGUAUUUACCGCGGUACCAGAUUCGAUUUGCCUUAUGUCUCUAGGUCACUUUUCUUAGUAACUAAAUACAUAGAAAUCUGCUUAAACUAUCUAACAUCUGAAUGAUGAAUAUGAAACUGUUAAAUAUACCUCCUACAUAUUUCCAACUUGCAUCAAACACUGCAUUUAUUUUAUGGUACAAACAUAUUAUUUGUUUAGGAAUUAUUAAUAGUUACUGGUUAUCUUAUGUAUUAACUAAUAGUUAUUUGAGAUGUGCCAUUACCGUAUAGGUAUAGGUUUAGUGCCUUUGCUUGUUUUUGUAUGAAUGUAAUUCAAUUAAUGGACCCUAAUUUUCGAAACUUACAUUGCCAAAAAACUGAUUAAGCAUUGAGAGUGCCACAUCGCAAUAUGUAAUUAAAUUAUAAAGACUGAUAAAAUUAUUUUAUAAAUACUCCUUUGUUAUUUAUGUAUGUUUGUAUUUA
Plutella xylostella (diamondback moth) is the source of this 3981-nucleotide messenger RNA. It is a transcript of the gene Varp, whose product is annotated as putative VPS9-ankyrin repeat-containing protein. Gene Ontology annotation, biological process: early endosome to late endosome transport. The record is from RefSeq and is a predicted model, not a curated record. Gene Ontology annotation, cellular component: early endosome; plasma membrane; tubular endosome. NCBI's taxonomy places the organism in Eukaryota, Metazoa, Arthropoda, Insecta, Lepidoptera, Plutellidae. Gene Ontology annotation, molecular function: guanyl-nucleotide exchange factor activity; SNARE binding.